Bactrocera oleae (olive fruit fly) is the source of this 3238-nucleotide messenger RNA. RefSeq names its product sex-lethal homolog. Gene Ontology annotation, biological process: sex determination; alternative mRNA splicing, via spliceosome. Gene Ontology annotation, molecular function: RNA binding. Lineage: Eukaryota; Metazoa; Arthropoda; Insecta; Diptera; Tephritidae. Gene Ontology annotation, cellular component: ribonucleoprotein complex. The record is from RefSeq and is marked provisional.
GUUCCACUUUGACGGCUGUGAGAAAAAUUUCAUAUAUUUAACGCGCGAAAUUUUCUCUAUUUUAGUGAAACAGCAACCUAGAAAACUUGUAGAAAAGUGCAAAAAAGCUCAAGAAAUACAUAGAAUAGUGGCUAGAGUUGUAAAAAGGUAGUGCGUGCACAUAGUUGCGAAAUAAAAACUUAUAAAAGCGUACACUGAAGUGUGUGGUGUGAAAGAAGUGUUCUUUACGUGCUGCGACCGUGUGUAAAAUUUUGUUUUGAAGACUUAAUUUUGCUGGAUUUCAUUAGCAGCGCUGAAAACAGUUUUUUAAUAACUAAUGUAUGGGAAUAUGAAUAAUGGUGGCCAUGUGCCAUACGGAUUCAAUGGUUAUAGACCGAGCGGUGCGCGGGAUACAGAUUUCACCUCAUCGUAUCCAGGUCCAUCAAUGAAUCGGCGCGGUUAUAACGAUUUUUCAGGCGGCGGUGGCGGUGGCAGCUGUGGUGGUGGCGGCGGCAGCGCCAUGGGUUCCAUGAACAAUAUGGCGCCCGCCAUCAGCACAAAUUCGCUGAAUUGUGGUAGCGGCGGCGGUGGCGGGGACGGACAUGGCGGCGGCUCGAAUGGCACAAAUCUAAUUGUGAACUAUCUACCACAGGAUAUGACAGAUCGUGAACUCUAUGCUUUAUUUAGGACAAUCGGUCCUAUAAACACUUGCAGAAUAAUGAGAGAUUAUAAGACUGGCUACAGUUUUGGUUACGCUUUUGUUGAUUUCGCUUCCGAAACGGAUUCACAACGAGCGAUAAAAAGCUUAAACGGCAUUACAGUGCGCAAUAAGCGUUUAAAGGUUUCAUAUGCUCGUCCUGGCGGUGAAUCGAUUAAGGAUACCAAUUUGUAUGUUACGAAUCUACCACGUACAAUAACCGAUGAUCAAUUGGAUACCAUAUUCGGUAAAUAUGGCAUGAUUGUACAGAAGAAUAUUCUAAGAGACAAAUUGACGGGCAAACCGCGUGGCGUUGCAUUUGUCAGAUUCAAUAAACGCGAAGAAGCGCAAGAGGCAAUUUCCGCUCUGAACAAUGUCAUACCCGAGGGUGGAUCUCAGCCGCUCACCGUGCGCUUAGCCGAGGAGCAUGGCAAAGCGAAAGCGCAGCAAUACAUGUCACAGCUGGGAUUGAUUGGUGGUGGCGGCGGCGGCGGAGGCGGUGGUGGCGGUAUGGGUGGUCCACCACCACCACCCAUGAAUAUGGGCUACAACAACAUGGUGCACAGAGGUAGACAAAAUAAAUCACGUUUCCAAAAGAUGCAUCCCUAUCAUAAUGCACAGAAAUUCAUUUAAACGAUGAGAAACUUUUAUUAAAUAAUCGUACAUCGUAGUAGUGUAUGUAUGAUGAACAAGAACGAUAAUAACUAUUGCUGGUAUAAGAGGAGCGCAGUAAGCAGCGCUUUUGAUGAUGUUGCUAAAAGAGUUUUUUUCUUUAUUUACGUUUUUUUUGUUUGGCAAAGCGAGCGCAUGAAGCAUUUUUAGAGACAAACAGACAGACAAUGCAAGAAAGCGUGGAAAGCUGAGCAAAUAUAAGUUAAUAUAAUAAUAAUUUAAAAUAUAAACGAAAUAAAAGCAUUUUUUUCCUAAACUUCAAAGCAAAAUAAAAAAAAACAAACACAAUACAAGCAGUUGUUAGAUGAACUAAUAUAUAAUAAUUUUUUUGUAAUUUUUUGUUUAACGUUUCCCAUCCCCGUACAUAGCAAUCUAUUAUUAUAAAAAAGAAAACGAAUAAUUCAAUAAUAAUAAUCUGUGUGGCUUCUGUUUACGCAACACUCUUGCUCUUAUAAGCAAAGUAGCGUCAAACCUGAGCCUUAAUUAUGAAAACCUAUGCCUGUUUUUAUUUACAAUUUUUUUUUUUAUUGUUUUAUUUUGUCGGUAUGAGUAUACCAGGUAACAGAUAAGUAGCUGCUGAUUCUCAAGAUUGCGGCAAUGUUUGAUGAAUAUUUUUUAUGAUUUGCCGAAAUAAUUCAUAUAAUAUAAGCUGAAUUAAUUGAACACACCAAAUUUUAAAUAACAAAAAUUAAUUGUAAAAUAUAAAAUCUCAAAUAAAUUACAAACAAAAAUUAAAAAAAAAUUUGCAGCUGUUACAAAUUAAGUUAUUGGCUAAAACAACACAAAAAAAAAUAUGUUUCGGCUUAUAAAAAAUAUUGUAUUGGCUAAAAUGCAGACAAAAAAUUAAAAAUAUUUUUUAUAUUUUUGAAAAAUAUUUCGGCUGAUAAAAAAAGUUAUUGGCUGGCUAAAACAAGCAGAACAAAUUUAAUAUAUUUUUUAAGUUGGAAAAAUAUUACGGCUUAUAAAAAAUUAUUUAAUUGAAUUCUUUUUUAUAAGCGGAAAUAUUUUUCCAACAUAAAAAAUAUAUAUUUAGUUUGUUUUGUGUUCUAGCCAAUAACUUAAUUUUUAUCAACUGAAAUAAUAAAAAAAAAUUAAAAAUAUAUUUUAAUUAAAAGUAUAUUUUAUUUAUUAGUUUAUAAUAAAAAUUUAGUUAUUGGCUAAGGCACAGAAAAUAAUUAUUGCGGCUCAUAAAAAAUAUAACAGAAAAUAAAAUUGAUUUUUGUUUGUCAAAAUAAAUAAGUGUCAAACGAAAAAUUUUGGUAUUGAUUAAUCGAAUCAUCAGCGUUUCUUAAACUGCAAUUAAUAUUAGUAUAAUUAUUUUUAAACAAUUUUCGAUUUUUUUUAUAUUCAUUUUAAUAUUCUUAUGUCGUAGUUGAGCGAUUAAUUGAAAGUUUUACAUACAUACAUAUAUACAAACAUGAUUGCUUUACAAAAUAAAACAACACAUACCUAUAUAGCAUAUAUCUAUAAGAGACCUUUAUUGUCCGAAAAUUAAAAAAAAAAAAUAUGUUUACUAGUGAACAUUUACUAAAAAAAUUAAAAUUAAGCGUGAUGGUAUAAUAUAGGUAUUUUUUCUUUGAAAGCAAAAUAUAAUGGCUAACUAUAAUCUAUAUAUGCGUUCGAUUAAAUUUUUUUCUUACUGAUUAAGGAAAGAAUUUUUCUAUUUUAAAUUUUUUUUUAGUUUUCCUUAAUUUUUUUUAAUAAAAAUUUAAUAAAAUUCAAUCUAAUUUUUUUAUUUAUUUUAUUUUUUUUUAUUUUUUUUAUUAUUAAAAAAUUUUAAUAAAAAAAAAAAUUUAUUUAAACAAUUUUUUUUCUGAUUUUAUAUUAAGUCAUUUUUUUCUGUAAGCGAAGUAUGCUUAGUGAAAGCAUUAGGCGCAGCGCAAAUAAAGC